AUGCUAAGAGUGACAGCUUUGGCUCUAAGAUUUAUACAAAAAAUACGCAAGUUACCUUACACAAAUGGAAGCUUGAAAAGUUCUGAAAUGAAAACUGCAGAAGAAAUGUGGUUACUACAUGUUCAAAGAAAACACUUUGCUGAUGAAUUUGAGUCAAUUAGAAGUGCAAAGAAAAACAAUCUGCAACAACAAUUAGGUCUUUAUAUUGAUGAAGUUGGACUACUGCGAUGCAAAGGCAGAUUAGAGAAUGCGGAUAUCAGUGAAAAUGCCAAACAUCCAGUACUUCUGCCAAGAAAAGAUCGUUUGACAUAUCUUUUCAUUGACAAAAUACACAAAGAAAUUCUGCAUAGUGGUGUUUCCCAAACGUUAGCAAAAACAAGACAAAGAUUCUGGAUUCCACAUGGUCGAGCAACAAUAAAGUCUGUUCUACAUAUGUGUACAGUGUGUCGCCGCUUUGACGGAGGUCCUUAUAAGAUGCCGCCGAUGCCGUCUUUACCUCCAUCUAGAGUGACAGAAUGUAGGCCAUUUUCACGAACAGGUUUAGAUUACUUGGGUCCUAUCUAUGUGAAAUCAAAUGAUACACCAAAGAAAGUGUGGGUUUGUUUAUUCACCUGUCUCGUGACUAGAGCCGUGCAUCUUGAAGUCGUGCUUGAUAUGUCUACUGAAGAAUUUUUAAGGUGCCUGAGACGAUUUAUUUCUCAAAGAGGCACCCCUGUUCAGUUGAUCAGUGAUAAUGGUUCGCAUUUCAAAGCUGCCAGUUCAAUAUUAGAUCGAAUAUGGAACAGAACGCUCCAUAGUGAUGAAGUUCAAACGUAUGCGUCUAACUCCAGAAUCACUUGGAAUUUCAUUACGGAACUUGCUCCGUGGAUGGGAGGCUAUUACGAGAGACUCGUAGGCAUAAUAAAAAAAGUGUUUCGAAAAACGUUAGGCCGAAGACUUUUAACACUUAUUCAGUUGCAAACAUUAGUGAAAGAAGCGGAAGCGGUCGUGAACUCAAGACCUCUUGUCUACGUAGGUGAUGACGUAAAUUCCAGCAUCACAUUAACGCCUAGUCAUUUUUUAACAUUAAACCCAAGUACAGGUAUUCCGGAAUUGGAAGCAGAUGACAUGGAUUCUGAUUUUUUAGCUUGUUAUAGUUCAAGUGAUCGUCUUCUAGAAAUUUGGAAAAAGGGUCAGAAAUUGAUUAACAUGUUCUGGCAAAUUUGGCGCAACGAUUACCUGUUGAGUCUUCGGGAAAGGACUCAAACACAAUUAAAAACUGGGAGAAUUCAAUCUUCUGAUCAACCAAGUAUAGGCGACAUAGUGUUGCUAAAAGAGGAUUUGCCUGAGGAAGUUGGAAGUUAG
Messenger RNA from Mercenaria mercenaria, 1344 nucleotides. RefSeq lists its product as uncharacterized. Gene Ontology annotation, biological process: DNA integration. NCBI's taxonomy places the organism in Eukaryota, Metazoa, Mollusca, Bivalvia, Venerida, Veneridae. The coding region runs from base 1 to 1344 and encodes 447 amino acids. Gene Ontology annotation, molecular function: nucleic acid binding. The record is from RefSeq and is a predicted model, not a curated record. The transcript has a single exon.